Messenger RNA from Helianthus annuus (common sunflower), 566 nucleotides. Its product is annotated as proton pump-interactor 1-like. Bases 1 to 501 code for a protein of 166 amino acids. The record is from RefSeq and is a predicted model, not a curated record. The transcript is spliced from 6 exons. Gene Ontology annotation, molecular function: alpha-mannosidase activity. NCBI's taxonomy places the organism in Eukaryota, Viridiplantae, Streptophyta, Magnoliopsida, Asterales, Asteraceae. Gene Ontology annotation, biological process: mannose metabolic process.
AUGGUGGAAGGCUUGUCUGUUGGAUUUGAUUCUCUUUUCUUCGGCCAGAUUGAUUACCAAGAUAAAGCUAAGCAAAAAGGGGAUAAAAAUCUCGAAGUUAUUUGGCGGGCCUCCAAGCGUCUUGGUUCAUCUUCACAAAUUUUUGCAAGUGCUUUUCCACAAGAAUAUGCACCUCCACCUGGUGAUUUCAACUUUGAAUCUAUUGGCGUUGAUCUUGACGGGGUCCGCAAGGAUCAUCAAGCUAUCAAGGCCAAACUUAAGAUACUCGAGACUGAAAAGGAGGCCAUAAACAAUGUGAUUGCUUCUUUAGAGGAGGAAUUGUGUGUAGUGAUCGAGAAAAAGGAUAAGGCCUAUCACAAAAUUAGUGAGCUGAGGAAUAAACGUGAAGAAGAGAAUACUUGCUUUUACCAAAACCGCUCCCUCUUGAACGAUGCAAGAAGGCUGGCUGCAAGUAAGGAUGUUAAUGCCCUUAUAGAGCUUUCAACCUCAGAGGUUUGUUAAACACUCCAGUUGUCUGAUUUCUAAAUUUUAUUAAUAUUGGGAAGCACAUUAAACGCUUAUAUUCG